AUGGCCCGCACACUCCACAAGGCUCGCAGCGCCGGUGCGGCCGAGUCGAAACCAUGUCGGCUUCUCGAACUCCCAGCAGAGCUUCGCACUCGGAUCUACGAGUUUGCUCUCUUUCCCACCCACAAUCAGCCCGUCACAGACGCAGAGCUGGCACGACAGAAUUACAGACUCAAUGGCUUCGUCCCUCAUGGUCGUACCAAACCCGCACUGGCCAGGUCCACGGGCUACUACGACUGCUACAUCUGGAAGCGCGACCGCUCCGAUCCAACUCUCCAGCGCCCUUCACUACUAGCAGUCAAUAAGCAGGUUCGUGGUGAAGCCUCCGAGAUCUUCUACAGCAAGGCAGUCUUCCGGGUCCCGCUAGCAGUCGAUCUCGGUGGCUCCUUCGGUGUGAGGAUGGCGCAGAAGUGGUUGGGCUCGUUGUGGGCGACCAGCUCGCCUUAG
This is a messenger RNA of Fulvia fulva, 444 nucleotides long. RefSeq lists its product as uncharacterized. NCBI's taxonomy places the organism in Eukaryota, Fungi, Ascomycota, Dothideomycetes, Mycosphaerellales, Mycosphaerellaceae. The transcript is spliced from 2 exons. The record is from RefSeq and is a predicted model, not a curated record. The coding region runs from base 1 to 444 and encodes 147 amino acids.